Molecule: messenger RNA, 1619 nt
Organism: Durio zibethinus
Lineage: Eukaryota; Viridiplantae; Streptophyta; Magnoliopsida; Malvales; Malvaceae
Product: galactinol synthase 2-like
Molecular function (GO): glycosyltransferase activity
Source: RefSeq, a predicted model, not a curated record
CCUCCCCCCCUACCUAAGAACCUCACUCAAGCCACAAACAAAGUUUCUCUUACAUACCAUACAGCCACUUCUCUCAAAUUAAAUUCCUACACUCAUUUUCCUUCCAACCAAUCACUCUUAGCACCUUAAACACCGAGACACACACACACACAAGAAAACAAAAAAAAAAACUCGUACCCUUUUUACCCUAUAAGCAAAGCAUAUUUUUUUUCACAUUUGUGAUCGAAAACCCGUUAUUCCGGUUACAAACAUGGCACCAAAUAUCACCAGUACCAAAGCUGUCAAGAUAACAGCCAAGGCUCCAACCCCUCCUCCCAAAAGGGCUUAUGUUACGUUCUUGGCAGGGAACGGGGACUACGUUAUGGGCGUGGUGGGGUUAGCCAAGGGACUGAGGAAGGUUAAGAGCAAGUACCCACUCGUGGUGGCUACCUUGCCGGACGUGCCAGAAGAUCACAGAAAGAUUCUGGUGGAUCAGGGGUGCAUAGUCAAGGAGAUCGAGCCUGUAUAUCCACCUGAGAACCAGACCCAGUUUGCCAUGGCAUACUAUGUCAUCAACUAUUCCAAGCUGCGUAUCUGGGAGUUUGUGGAGUAUUCCAAGCUGAUAUACUUGGACGGAGACAUCCUAGUAUUUGAUAACAUAGACCACUUGUUUGACAUGGAAGAUGGUUACUUCUAUGCUGUGAUGGAUUGCUUCUGUGAGAAAACCUGGAGCCACACCCCACAGUACAAGAUUGGCUACUGUCAGCAGUGCCCUGAUAAGGUCCAGUGGCCUUCUCAGCUGGGUCCUAAACCCCCUCUCUACUUCAACGCUGGAAUGUUUGUGUAUGAACCCAGCCUUUCUGUCUAUGAUGACCUCUUGAGUACUCUCAAAGUCAUCGCUCCUACCCCUUUUGCUGAGCAGGAUUAUCUGAACAUAUUCUUUAGGGACAUUUACAGGCCCAUCCCUCCAAUUUACAACCUGGUCAUGGCCAUGCUAUGGCGCCACCCAGAGAACAUUGAGCUAGAAAAAGCCAAGGUUGUUCACUACUGUGCUGCUGGCUCCAAACCGUGGAGGUAUACUGGCAAAGAAGAGAACAUGGACAGGGAAGACAUUAAGACGCUGGUGACAAAAUGGAGGGACAUUUACAAUGAUGAAUCGCUCGACUACAGAAAUGCUGUGGCUUCUGUUGAAGAAGAAGCUGAUGAGGAUGAGCAAACAGGCCUGCAACCAUUUUUGGCAGCGUUGUCAGAGGCUGGCGUUGUUCACUAUACUAGCGCCCCAUCCGCUGCUUAAAGUUUGUGGCCUUUGGUGGCGAUAUAGAUUACUAUACACAUAAUUAGUUGUUUAGCGGUGUAAAUGUGUUCUUUGUGCCUUUCUUAGUAGUUGUUUUUCUGUCCUUCCCUUUUUAAAUGGACAGAUUUUAUCAGGAACCUAAGGACUAUUGUCCUUGUGGUUGCUUUAUUAUAUAAAUGAAUAUUUCUAGUUCUGUUUGUAAACGUUUUGAAUUUAAAUUAUAUAAAUGAAUAUUUCUAUACUGGGAUAUAUUUCUUAAAUUUUGUAGUUCAUUCAAUGAAUUUGACAAUAAGGAUCAUAAGUUAAUCGGGAGUUCCUCACUAAUAAAAUUUUCUGACAGCGUUUA